Messenger RNA from Aphidius gifuensis, 2979 nucleotides. RefSeq lists its product as uncharacterized. The record is from RefSeq and is a predicted model, not a curated record. NCBI's taxonomy places the organism in Eukaryota, Metazoa, Arthropoda, Insecta, Hymenoptera, Braconidae. The transcript is spliced from 3 exons. The coding region runs from base 1 to 2979 and encodes 992 amino acids.
AUGGAAAAAAACACUCAAUGUUCUAUUGACAUACAAAAUCCUCUUCGUAAAAAAAGAAAACAACAAUUAGUAAUUAAACAGGAUAGCCAAGAAUUUAGUUUUAUUGAUAAUCAUUAUCGUCAAGCAGAUGUUUUUACAGAAAAUUCACGUUUAUCUCGUCAAAGAAAAAGAAAACAGGAGUUAAAAAUCAAAGUAGAUAGUUCUGUAUGUACAAUUGAAACUGGCAUAAAUAAAAGUAUGCAGCCAAGACUUAAAUCAAGGAAGCAACAAUUUAAUGUCAAAAGCGAUCAUUCUACAUUUCCUGAAGUCAAUAAAGUAACUGAAAUUGAUUUAACUAGACUGCCUACAAUAACUGACAUUUCUAUAUUACAAAACAAUCAGGUGCAGAUAGUUAGGGCUCCUUACCAAAAAAGAUGUGAUUCAUCAACCCCUGUUCUCUUAUCAGCACAACCGGAUAAUAGCCUAGAUGAAUCAGUAAUACUUGAACAUUAUCUCGGUCCGAUGAAUAUACUUUGUAUACAUUGUAAAGCAAAACAUUUUGAAUCAGAAAAAGUUUGGCAUAAAGGCAAAUCAUUCAAUGAUUGUUGUAGCCAUGGUAAAGUUAAGUUAGAUCCUUUGCCUGAGCUUCCAUUAGUAUUAAAAGAAUUAUUUACAGGUGCACAUCCAUUGUCGAAACAUUUUUAUGAUAAUAUCCGCCUGUAUAACAGUUCAUUUUCAGUUGCGUCAUUCAAUGCUAAUUUAGUUGCGUUCAGAAAUCGUCGACCCGGUCCAUUUUGUUUUAAAAUCCAAGGUCAAAUUUACUAUCAGAUAAAUACGUCUUUAUAUCCAGCUAAUAACGAUAUUCCAAGAAAUGGACAACUUUUUAUCGUUGAUUCUAAUGAAGCAGUUGACUAUCGAUUGAGUACUCAUAGAAGUUUAAAUAGGGAAGUUCUUGAAGCUAUUGAUAAUAUAAUGCGCCAACAUAAUGUAUUCGCUCAAUCAUUUCAAAUGAUGAAAGAUGAAUUAGACACAAUGACAAUAGAAAAUAAUGGUAUUGAACCAGAGUUAGAAUUACGUUUCUCUCUCAAAAAAGGACUUGACCGGAGACGUUAUAAUUUCCAGCGUGUCAAUGAAGUUGCUGCAGUAUUUUCAACAACAGCAGAUGGCGAACUUCCAGAAUCAUAUGUAACUAUACGUAAUAAACAUACCAAAGAACUUCAAUAUGUUAGCUCAAUGAAUGAGAAUGUUGAAGCUUGGACUUAUUCAUUAUAUUACCCUUACGGAACCAAGGGCUGGCAUGAUGGAAUAAGAAUGGAAAACAGCGUACGUAGAGUAACUCGAAAUGCGUACAUCAAAAAUCAAAUGGCCAUUCGAGAAGACCAUAAUAAUUACAUUAUAAUGGGACGUCGACUGUUUCAACAAUGGACAGUAGAUAAUUAUGUAAAAAUGGAAAGAGAUAGAAUGACGGUUCUACGCAAUAACCAAAAACAAAUGAGAGCUGAUUCAUAUCAAGGUUUGCUUGAUCAUUUACAAAACAGAGCAAAUGAUACAAACAGUCAGAUUGGAAAAGUAAUCAUUCUACCAUCAUCUUAUCAAGGAUCGCCACGUAAUAUGCUUCAAACAUAUCAAGAUGCAAUGGCUAUCGUUCGAAAAUUUGGCAAACCGGACUUAUUUAUUACAAUGACUUCUAAUCACAAAUGGAAAGAAAUUACUGAAAAUCUUUUGGACGGACAAACUGCUUCAGAUAGACCUGAUUUAGUUGCACGUGUCUUUGAAAAUAAAAAAAAAGAACUUUUAAACCUGAUUAAAGAUAAAAAAAUUUUUGGUGAAGUACAAGCUUAUGUUUAUGUUAUUGAAUAUCAAAAGCGUGGCUUACCACAUGUUCAUCUAUUAUUGACUUUGAGACAAAAUUCAAAAAUAACAACUCCAGCAAUUGUAGACAAAUUCAUUUCAGCUGAAAUUCCUGAUCCAAAUAAAUAUCCUCGAUUGUACGAAAUUGUAAAAAAAAAUAUGGUUCAUGGCCCAUGUGGUGACUGGUGUUUAAAUGAAAAAGAGAAGUGUUCUAAACACUACCCUAAAGAGAAUACCAAUGAAACAAUUUUGGAUGAAAAUGGUUAUCCUGUCUAUAGGCGCCGUGAUAAUGGUACUCAUACUCGCCAAGAUGGUUUCAGAUUUAAUAAUAAACACGUUGUACCUCAUAAUAGAAUAUUGUUAUUAACACUCAAUUGUCACAUUAAUGUUGAAGUUGUUUCAAAUAUUAAAGCCAAGUCAUGCAGUUGUACGAUUGCCGAUACAUCUACCAAAUCAGCAGACUUAAUGAUUGAAGACAUUAACAAUGAUGACGCAAUUAGAUCAGCACUUGGUAAAGAAUCAAUGUUAAUUGCAUAUUUUAAUUUAAACGAACAUGAUCCACAAGCAAGGCAUCUUACCUGCUCAGUAUGUAUACAAAAAAUUAGCUCAUGUCCAGAAGAAAUAGAAUUUGCAAAAUAUUUGUUAACAGUAGGUGAUGGAACAGCAAGUAAUAAUGAUUCUGAUUUGAGCUUACCAGAAUACUGUAUAGCACCUCGUGACGCUGAUAUAGCAGAAGAUAUUUAUGGAGAGGUCAUAAGAAAUAAAGAAUAUGAUAAAUUAGCAAAUUGGGCUAUUUUAUCAGCAAGAAAUGUCGACGUCGAUGAUAUAAGUAUAAGAGUUGUCGAAUUAUUAGACAAGUCAACGGAAAAAAUUUAUACAAGCAUGAAUAGUGUCAAGAAUUGUGAUAAUGGUGAGAUCCGUGAAGCGCUUUUACCCGAAUAUUUGGAAACUUUAAAUCCACCAAAUUUACCUCCUCAUGAAUUACGAUUACGACAAAAUACUGUAGUCAUGUUAAUUCGAAAUUUAUCGAUUAAUAAAGGUUUAUGUAAUGGAACAAGACUACAAAUAUUAGAUUGUUCAAAUCAUUUAUUGAGAUUGAUGACACGUAUCCGUUUGAGUUUGGAAGACGACAGUUUCCAAUUGAAUUAG